UAUACAAUUUAAAGCACAUUUCUGUUUAUGCACGUGAACCCGUCUAACGUUAUUGUUAUUUCGCAGUUAUAUAAAGUAGCAAAUUAUCGUUCCUGAAUAGGUGGCGCCGUGGUAGCCGAACCUGUUCCUCACUUUCCGGUUUCUGCACUGUGCAACUAUUUCAGUUACAUUUUUAAUUAACGAUGCCAAGUACUUGUUGUUGUGUACCUGGAUGUCAUUUAAGAGGAGGACAUGCAUUUCCAAAUGACUUGAAAAGAAGGAAAAGUUGGAUCAACGCCAUGGCCCAUACGCAGAUUGGACGAGAACACGAUGCAAUCGUGGAGUCCAUCUCAAUCAGCUGUUGUUUGCAAGGCACAUUUGACUGAAAAAGACUAUGGGCAGGAAACUAUUCAUGGGCGCAAACCCACCAUACAGAGACUUAAGUCUACUGCCAUUCCCAGCCUAUUUUCCUGGACCAAGCAAGAGACUGAAUCGUCCACAAAAAGAAAAAUCAGGGCAGUUCCCUGUGAAAACAAAAGAACUAAACUUGAUGAAUAUUGUAGUAGAAAUCUAGAGGAAAGUUUUGAUUGUAAAGUUGGUUUUCCUGAAGAAGUCAUUCAUACUGCAGAAAGGAUUUAUGACUGUCCACCACCAACUGCCGAGCUAAUGUUGAGCUUCACAGAUGGAAUUACGCAAACACCAUCAAUGCCUAUGUUUUCAGCAGAGAAUUUUGAAAUGAAGACGCGUGACACAGCCAUGCAUUUUUAUACCGGUUUAGAGUUGUAUACUAAAUUUUUAUUUGUUUUGAUCACACUUGGUCCAGCAGCACAUUGUUUGAGAUACAUAUAUUUUCAAAUUGAUAGGGUGUCAGUUGAAAAUCAGUUUUUUUAUGACUUUGAUGAAAUUGAGGCAUUAUACAACCAACUUUGAACUGUCUAGAUUCUAGAUUGAACUAGUGUUAAGAAUAUUGUGUAUACAUGGAUUGUUUUUAUGUCUAAACAGUGGUGUGAGGCUAACACUUGGCCAUCUAGUGGUUUAGUCAGGUAUUUUUCGCCAUCCAACUUUAGAUUAAAGUUUCCUACGACUUGGAUUAUUAUUGACAGCACAGAAUGUCCCGUGAUAAAACCUAAAGCUCCUAGAGCUCAGGCAACCUUUUCAUCAUAUAAAAACAAAAACACUGAAAAUACUUGUAUGUUCGACACCUGGUGGUUUAGUCAACUAUGU
Messenger RNA from Mytilus californianus (California mussel), 1203 nucleotides. RefSeq lists its product as uncharacterized. NCBI's taxonomy places the organism in Eukaryota, Metazoa, Mollusca, Bivalvia, Mytilida, Mytilidae. The record is from RefSeq and is a predicted model, not a curated record. The transcript is spliced from 2 exons. The coding region runs from base 310 to 909 and encodes 199 amino acids.